Penicilliopsis zonata CBS 506.65 is the source of this 975-nucleotide messenger RNA. RefSeq lists its product as hypothetical. The record is from RefSeq and is a predicted model, not a curated record. NCBI's taxonomy places the organism in Eukaryota, Fungi, Ascomycota, Eurotiomycetes, Eurotiales, Aspergillaceae. The coding region runs from base 1 to 975 and encodes 324 amino acids. The transcript is spliced from 2 exons.
AUGGUGAAUUGGAAGGAAACCGCAGCCACCGAUCGGCUCAUUGCAGCACUUGUAGCAGCACAUCCAUCUCUCAAACUUGAGUACCAAGCGAUGGCCCUCAUGUUCGGUCAGGGGGCAACAUACGACGCAAUUGAAGGCCGCUUCCGCCGCUACCGUCGCAUGGCUGAGGAGCUGAAGGAAGAGGCCCAGGCACGCGGGAUCACUGACCUCCCUCGUGGCCGAAAUGGAGGGGGGGUUUCCGGAUCUGUUCCUUCAACGCCUCGGGGACCUCGUACUCCGCGUGGUCCACGAAGUGGAAUCAGCAAGUCAACGCCACGAUCUUCGACGGGAAAAGGCAAGAUGAUGGCUAUGGCUCUCGAUAAGUUAAACAUGACUCCCACGAAAAGCAGCCGGGGUGAUACUCUCCUGGACGCGAUUUGUCUCGACGAUGGAGACAACGAUAUCGGCGUUUGCAAGAGAGAGGAAAUCGACCUUGACGCAGACUCGGAACCGACUACGGCCCAGGUCAAGCGGGAGGCCAUUGAGGCAGCAUCGUUAGUGACAAUCACGGGGAACAGGCCCGUACAGCCUAACCAGCAGGCGGGAACUGACAUCCCAAUGGCAAGCUUCUCGAGCACGUUUGCAACGAGGCGGCAGCUGUCGCAGCGGGUGGACAGUCGGUCGAACGGUUAUAUUGGCGUGAAGAAUAACGACAGCACCACCCACAUGCACACCAAUACCGCAGCUUCAAGUGUUUCAUCAUAUCCAUCACCUCCAUCCUCAACGUCCUUGCAUUAUUCCAGCAGCAUACUCGAUGGUGGCGUUGAUCUGGUGGGGACCGGACAUGGAGAUCUGGCGGUGAACCAUGUUGAGGUUCAUCAUGGCCAUCCCCAUCAUCCUUCAGGGAACGCAUUCGACAUGCAGGGCAUCGAAAGCAUGUAUUUCUCCCAGGAUGCAGCCUAUGACAUGGAUGAUAUCUAUGGGGGUGCUGCUUGA